Molecule: messenger RNA, 669 nt
Organism: Guyanagaster necrorhizus
Lineage: Eukaryota; Fungi; Basidiomycota; Agaricomycetes; Agaricales; Physalacriaceae
Exons: 4
Coding region: 1-669 (222 amino acids)
Source: RefSeq, a predicted model, not a curated record
AUGUUUGCUACUGGCGCCAUUGUCGGAUGGCCGUUUGCUCUUGCUCUCGCAAUUCCCUUCGUGUUUGAAGAGUUAUUCGUGUUCGGUGCUGAUACAGUUCCUUCUGCCUCCUAUGGAUCUUGGAUAUCAACAAGAUGGAAACGCCUAUUCGGGGCCGUUUCGCCCAUGGAAAAUUCUCUGUUGUACCCCGGAACAUUGUUCGGUAUAACCUCUUUUCAGAUCGUGGAUCAAACCUACACUGAGCCAUGGGAUUUCUGCAUCCUCAACCUCCUGCUCAACUUCAGUGUCCUCACUCCAUUUGCCUCACUCUCCUUGCCUGCCCUCGCCACCACGUAUGCGGUGGAUCGCAAGCGUCUAGGAUUCACAAGGCCCAGCAAAGAAGAAAGCUCUCUUUUUACUCUUCUUAGUCUACGACUCGUACCCUUCUACCUGUGGUUGUCAAUAUUGAGCAAACAAGAAUACUGGAGGAACGGCGUGAAUGUCGAGCCACAAUCCAACAGUACCGUUAGUGCUCUCCCUGAAAUGCCCCGGGAGGAGACCGUUAAACUCGCUCUUGAAACCAGGUACAUCCCUAAAAACAUGAAUGGUUUAAACCGAGAGGAACCAUCGCACUACGUUGUCACAGUGUCCCAAGGACCCGUAAUGGGCCACUUGGGACCUGCUGCUUAA